Molecule: messenger RNA, 967 nt
Organism: Aspergillus piperis CBS 112811
Lineage: Eukaryota; Fungi; Ascomycota; Eurotiomycetes; Eurotiales; Aspergillaceae
Exons: 1
Coding region: 343-888 (181 amino acids)
Source: RefSeq, a predicted model, not a curated record
GUCAGACUCUAAGCGGGUAUCCUAGGCGGGUGGCACCCCAGGGGCUAUCCGCAGGUGUCUUCCCCGAUCAGCAGUUAACAGUUAAGACUCAUCGACAUUUUUCCUGAGUUCUCGGUGCACCAUUCCAGAAGCGUGUCGGGGAACAGCGUGGCGCGGGCUUAGUGCCGUGCGGGCAUGGGCGACAGGGCCAAACCGUGCCCUGGAAAAGGUCAACAACUGGGCAAGAGGCAACCAACUAUGGACAGAUCAGGAUUCCGCUAAUCGUCGACCAUUACCUGAUUGAGAAUCCUUGCACCACGACGCCGAAUUAGAGCGAAGAUGGGACGCAGCGAAUGACUCGGAAUGUUGGUUCACAAUCAGACGAGCUCGAUGAUAACGCUCGCUAAGUUGACCCGCGGCGGCCCCGUAUUAGUUUGCCCCCUAAACCCUGUGGUGGUUAGUGGUUCCCUCCGUUGCCCGACUAAUGCAGUAUUAACUCCAACACUGCCUAUCAUUGAGGCUGAACUGCCUUCUCUGGGUGUGUUGGGCAAGAGACGAGAGGGCAGCAAGGCCAAUCAGGCAAUGGAAGGUGGAUGCGUCAAAUUGGGCUGGAAGCCACGAGGGUGUGGAAAUAGUCUGACGCCGGAGACUGGCAAAAAGACAAUUUCAAGCGCGAAUGUAAUGUUGGUGCACUCACCGUCUUUGCGGCUCUCUCGGGGAGUCGGACGGUCGGAGAGGCCUGGAGACAGGCCUAACCUUUGGCCCAGAUCGAUCAUUUCCUCUGGUGGAUGCCGCCGUUCUGUCAAUCCCCAAACACGAGGGCCACCAUCCUUGCAGCCCAGAGGCGCCGUCUUACGACGAUGCCAUUCAAACCUUCCACAGCGGAGUCGAUUACCCACCUGGAAGUAAGGAAAAUUAAAUUGCAUCAAGGAUCGUAAAAUAAAAUGCAGAAAAUUGGAAAAAUAGAAAAACCAAAAAACCAAAAAAG